CAUCACGAGGAACACGAGUUCAUACUGUGCUUGCUCCGCUGUGUUGUUGGUCAGAGGAGCUGGAGACGCGUGGUGGGAGCAGACAGGUCUGAUGCAUGAGUCAAGGAAACCCGCAGAGGAGAUGAAGGCGGACUCCGAUUGGCUGUGAUUUUUAAAAGCCCUCUUCUUUUAAAAGCGGUUGCCCACAAUCAAGAUGGCAGAGCGCUCGGCCACAGUGCCCACUUUAAAGAUGGCGGCGCUCAGCCGGGUCCGAGUUCUGGCUCUGGUAUUCUUUACAGUCAGCGGCUGUUUGGUGAGCUUGUCCAGCGGCGAGGAAGGGGCAGAAGAGACGGUUAUCAUUGGGCUCAGACUAGAAGACACAGACGACGUUUCCUUUAUGGACGGGGGGUCCCUGCGGGUCAGCGAAAGGACCCGGGUCAAGCUGAGAGUCUAUGGGCAAAACAUUAACAACGAGACGUGGUCCAAAAUCGCCUUUACAGAGCAUGAGCGGAGCAAAGUCGUUGGCAACAUUGACAGCACCACUAGGGAUAAUAAGAGCAAAGAGGAUACCUCAAGCUAUCAUCCCUGUGGCAUUAGGACUUCGGAUAUUAUAAUUUUGCCCAAUAUUGUCUUAAAUAGAAAGACUUCUGGCAUAGUGGAAAUUGAAAUUAAGCCUCUGCGGAAAACGGAGAAGAGCAAAGCCUACUACUUGUGCAUUGCCAUGCCAACACCUGCUGUGUCUGGCGUGCACGACCCAUGGACUGAGACCACCUGGAUCUACCAUGACGGAGAGGACACGAAAGUGAUAGUGGUGGAGGAGAGGAAGUUCUUGCUGCCCUUUUGGCUGCAGGUCAUUUUCAUCUCGCUGCUGCUCUGUCUCUCGGGCAUGUUCAGUGGGCUGAACCUGGGACUGAUGGCGCUGGACCCCAUGGAACUACGCAUCGUCCAGAACUGCGGCACGGAGAAGGAGAAGAACUACGCCAAGAAAAUCGAGCCGGUCCGGAGUCAAGGGAACUACCUGCUCUGCUCGCUGCUCCUGGGGAACGUGCUUGUGAACACCACCCUGACCAUUCUGUUGGAUGACAUCGCAGGCUCAGGGUUGAUAGCUGUGGUGGUGUCCACCAUCGGGAUCGUGAUCUUUGGCGAAAUUGUGCCCCAGGCGAUCUGCUCCCGGCACGGUCUGGCUGUAGGUGCGAACACCAUCUUUCUGACCAAAUUUUUCAUGCUGCUCACUUUUCCUGCGUCGUACCCCGUGAGCAAACUCUUGGACUGCGUCUUGGGGCAGGAGAUUGGCACGGUGUACAACAGGGAGAAGCUCCUGGAGAUGCUGAGGGUCACAGAUCCCUACAAUGACCUGGUCAAAGAGGAGCUCAACAUCAUCCAGGGCGCCCUGGAGCUCAGGACUAAGACCGUGGAAGAUGUCAUGACUCCCCUGCGCGACUGCUUCAUGAUCACCGCCGACGCCAUCCUCGACUUCAACACCAUGUCUGAGAUCAUGGAGAGUGGGUACACUCGGAUCCCCGUCUACGAAGGGGAGAGAUCUAACAUUGUGGACCUUCUGUUCGUUAAGGACUUGGCCUUUGUCGACCCGGACGACAGCACACCAUUGAAAACCAUCACCAAGUUCUAUAGCCAUCCCUUGCAUUUUGUUUUCAAUGACACCAAACUGGAUGCCAUGCUGGAGGAAUUCAAGAAAGGUAAAUCCCACUUGGCGAUAGUGCAGAGGGUGAAUAAUGAGGGGGAAGGAGACCCAUUCUAUGAGGUGCUGGGGAUCAUCACAUUGGAGGACGUUAUAGAAGAGAUCAUCAAGUCCGAAAUCCUGGAUGAGACAGACUUGUAUACUGACAACAGGACAAAAAAGAAAAUAACUCACCGUGAGAGAAAGCAGGAUUUCUCGGCCUUCAAGCCGACAGACAAUGAGAUGAAGGUUAAAAUAUCACCUCAGCUUCUGCUGGCAACACACCGUUUCCUAGCAACAGAGGUGGAGCCCUUCAGCCCUGCUCAGAUGUCAGAGAAGAUUCUCCUCCGGCUCCUCAAACACACCAAUGUCAUCCAGGAGCUGAAAUAUGAUGACAAGAACAAAAAGACCCCUGACCACUACCUCUACCAUCGCAACAAGCCCGUUGACUACUUCAUUCUCAUCUUACAGGGGAAGGUGGAGGUGGAGGCAGGGAAGGAGGGGAUGAAGUUUGAAGCAGGAGCUUUCUCCUACUAUGGAAUGAUGGCCCUCACAGCCUCCCCAGUUCCUCUCUCCCUGUCUCGUACCUUCGUGGUCAGUAGGGCUGAAUCGCUAGCGGGAUCUCCAGAAAACAAGUCUCCUCCGCGGCCCUGUGGUCUGAACCACUCGGAUUCCCUGAACCGCAGUGACCGAAUUGAUGCCAUCACUCCGACGCUGGGAAGCAGCAACAACCAGCUGAACGCUUCCUUCCUACAGGUGUAUGUGCCAGACUACUCAGUCAGGGCAGUCACAGACCUGCAGUUUGUCAAGAUCACCCGGCAGCAGUACCAGAACGCCGUGAUGGCCUCUCGGAUGGACAAAACGCCCCAGUCUUCAGAUAGCGAGAACACUAAAAUUGAGUUGACUCUCACAGAGCUUCCCGAUGGCUUGCCGGAUGAGACGGCAAACCUGCUCAAUGAGCAGCAGAACUGUGUUGCGCACAACAAAUCCAAUCACACUGUGCACAACGAGGGCUCCAUUUAGCAGAGGGAGGUGGCACCCCUGCCCCGCUCCUCGCUGCCUCACACCCCUGGUCCCUCCAGGAGGGCCGCAGGACAGCCAUCAUUGCGUGCAUGCCCGUACGGAUGAGCCUAACGUUUGAGACCAAAGAGUUUUGGUGCCCCUUUCCGACUUCAGGGAGCCAUGGGAGACGAUCGCAGAACACAAAGGACACAAACUGAGCAAGCAAACAAAACGGUGAGUCAGAGACAGCCAGCCAGUGAUGAGGGUUGAAUUCCACUUUGAAAAAUACCGGGAACCAUGUUUUCAUUUAUUUAUUGUGUUGUAUCACUCAUAUCUAUGUUUUUAGAUUUUUCCAAAUGAAUUUUUGUGUUUCUUGACCUGUGAGGAUCUUUAACUCCCAUAGCGUGUUAAUGUUGUUCUGAUUUUUUUUUGUUUUUGUUUCAAUCCAGGCCUGAGGUACAGUAUCUCUUUUUUUUUUUACUUUUUGGAAAUGAAGUAGAUAUAACGUUUUUUUUAAAUAUGUAUGAUUCUUUUUCAGUAAGUGCAAUGAACUUUUAUUUAAAAUUCUAGGAACUAUAAUAUAUAUUAUAAAUGAAAUUGUAUAGAAAGGCUAUAUAUAUGUGUGUGGUAUAAUAUACAUACAGUACUUUUAUGUAUGUAUAAGGUUUUGUAUCGCAAGUAAUUUUAAGGUUAUUUGAUAUGAAAGCCCACUGUGAAAGAUUGCAAUCAUUUCAUUGAGAAUGCAGUGCUGUAAGCUAGGCGUGUCUAGCCUUCUGAACUAGAGAGACUCUGCAACGCCUCUAUUUGUGGAUCGUACACCAUUGGUGUACUGUAAGUGCAAUUGUGUGAUUUACUAACCUUCCCCUGGAUUGUGCACAAGCUCUGUCUAUCCCAGUAGCUCCCUUUAAAGUGUUUGCCAGUAAGUUCAUGAUUUAACUGGGGUUCGAAUGGCAGGUGUACUAAAACAAGUUGCCAGCGUGUUAUCAUUACCAUCAUAGCUGGUCAGCUUGUAGCUUACAGAGCUAGUCAAAACUGCAAUCAGUCGAGUUUGGAAGAGCUUUUUUGUUAGAAACCAGUUGAUAGCUUGAGGGGAUACCGAAGUGUAAAAAAGUGAUUUUUUCAAUCAAAUUUAAUAAUGUGCCAACCACUUGAAAAAAAAGAGACGCUCAUCCAAAGUCGAAUGAACAAGUUCUGUGUACCUGUAUGUGCAAAAAUCAAAAGCACACCAGCAGAAACACUUCUUUUUCUCCACUUGUAUUGAAAUCCCAGUCAUUACAUGACAAGAUCACAUGAGAAUCUGAAAUAAAAACACUAAAAAUAAUUAUUCUAUCAGAAGACAAGGUGGGAUAGCCAGAACUCAUGCACCAAGGAAUACUUCCUAUACUGCAUAAACUAUGGGAGAAUGCCUCCAACGAGAACCAAAGCCAUUUUUGAGUAGUAAAACAUCUGUUAGUUUAUCUCUGCGUGGGACAAACUUGACUAUGCAUGGACAAUCAUAUUCAAGACCAGGUUAGAAUCCCCACAAAUUUCAGUGAACAAAUCAUCAAAACUAGAUAUUAUGCAUGAAUGUCUCAGAUUGCAUGGGACCCCUUUUUUGUACGCCUGGCAAGAAUACAUCUUGUGGUAUUCUCUCAGUAGUUUAGGAGCACCCCCUGUAAGAAGUGGUAGUAUAUUUUUUCUAAAUUUCAGAUUUCCGAUAGCGCUUACUGUUGAUGUACAGUAGGGCCUUGUGGCAGUUAUCUUUGACUGUGUUGCUGUGGGGGUCGUGAAGACACAUCCAAUGUACUACAACAUUAGAAAAAAAAAACACAUGUGCAGAGGAACAAUUCUGAUCGAGUCUUCCAUUUUUUUCCCCGGAAAGAAAAGAUUGAAUAUAAUCUCUCUCAAUUGGAAUUUAAUCCAGAAAGAUGUGAAAGAGAUGUGAGUGAGUGCAUCAGUGUACCGAUAACAAUGCACUUUCCUUGUAAUGAUAUUCAGGACAGUUUCCCCUUCAAGUCAGUGGGUAAUUCUUACUAUACCUGUGAGGUGCGCCAGAAACCACAGAAGUCUAAAAAAGACUUUUUCUCAAGGUCCUACUCAACUGUUGCUGUCACUGGUAUGUGUUUUAAUAAGAUGAAGUACAGUGUUCUUCAGCUGGCCCUCUGGGCAUUCCCAGAGACCUGGCAGGGAUCACAGUUGCUGAUUCCUAGCAGGCUUUUCUGUUUGUUACCUUUCCACUAGCAGAGCCCAGUCUACCCAAGCACUGUGUUCACAAAUAUGAGGAAACGAGCAAUGAUGUGAUUUUACUGGGAAUUUUUAAUUUGCUGUCUUGGUAUGGUCAGCAAAACAGGCCAUGAAGUUUUAAAAAUGAGCCUGAUGUGUUUCAAUUAAUUUCCACUGUCUGAAAGUGUCUUUUCAUCGCUGUGAAGGUCUCCUUUAAUCUUGUGUGGAGUUCAGCUCUGUCUACCAAGUGUUUUAGCUGGGAGACAAAGGAACAAGAAAGGUGUCAAAGCAAAGGAAAAUUUAAGAAUGUAAUACUAAUCGCUAAUUAAAUCUUACAGCAAAAUUAUUUAAAAAAUGUCAAAAUCCACAGUCAAACUUCCAUUACCACUUUAAUAGCUUCAACAAAUGGUCAUUAUUCAUGGGCCUAGUUUAAUCUGUGCCGUCUCUCCCUGUCAUUUAAUUGGUUAAUUCUAAUGAUUUAUAUCCAGGGUUGACAGAUCUAUAUAGUCCGUGUGAUUCAGGAGUGUUCAGUCAGCAGAGCACUACAUAACUUUCUCUUGUAAAACCUGUUAGAAGAGUGGUACAGUACGUAAUGUUAGCGGACAGCCUGAGGAACUACCUCUCUGGGCGUGUCUGUGUGAAUAGAGAUCUACAGUACCACAUCAGUCUCCAUGUUUACAAAAAAGUCUUAAACUGUCCUAUUAUGUUGUUUUAAUCUAAUAUGGGCCAUAUAAAUCUUAAAUUAUACUGCUGCUAAUAUCAUGAGACCUAAGUUUAAUUUCUGCACAAUUCUUCAUAAACUGCUUGGGCUGUUUUUAUAACAGUCUGCAAGUGCUUCUCUUAUGAGUUUAAUAUGAGUUCAUUUCCACCUUGUAUCACCGUGGAAGGGUGCUGUCACUGAGCACACCUCUGGAGACUGCAGUUUGUGCUCUCACACAGGACAGGUGAAGUGGAUAGCUUUUGAUUCCUUGUCUCAAAGGACAUGUAGGAGCACAUAUAAUAUGUGAGUCCCACAUGAUGUGUGCACUGUAAGGACUGGUAUACCUCUUGCAGAUGGUAGUUAGAUAGAAUAAGGUCUUGAUUGAUGGAGAGUGUGCAAUGUAAGAUGGGCAAUGUUUAUGUUUCAUAUUCUGCAUAUCUGUAAAAGCACUUCCCAGUGCUGCCUUGGUUUUCUCUAUUUUAUUUUAGAACAUUUAAAGUUGCACUUUUGUUCCUCACAGGUAUGAAAUGAUGUAGUUCAACUUUUUAAUUAAAGUGAUUGGGUUCAAGCCAUACAUAAAGAAAUCAGAUAGUGAUUGAAAUAGAUGCGUACUUUUCAUAAACUGUGCUUAGAAAUUCUAAUAGUAAGAAAACAAUCAAUUCAGUUGCACUACUUAAAUUAUUUCCUAAGAAACUUGCUGUCUUAUUCCUCCCAAGUGACUUCCAGUUUUCAAAGAAGGGGGUGGAAAUGCAUUUCUUGACAUUAACCGCCUGUCGACUAAGGGUGGGCUGUCAUUGUUUGCACAUUAUAUGAAGCCUGUUGUAAGGUUUAUCUUGUGUUUUGGACCCAUGAACACUGUGAAGGUGAACUGACAGCUGAAGCAGGGGUGAGCAGAACUAUUGACACUGCAUAUGUAAAAUGUGGAGAUGCGCUCUGAGACUUUUAGUUUUAAUCCAACUACUGUAAUUAUUAUUUUAUUAUUGUGGGAUGCCUCACAGCUCAUAGGUUGGAUUGCAGCCUGGGACACCAUCUGUGGAGUUUGCAUGUUCUCCCAUGGCCAUAUGGAUGUUCAGUGGGUGCUCUGGUUUCCUCCCGUAGUCCAAAGACAUGCUGUUUAGGUUAAUUGGUGUCUCUAAAUUGUCUCCCUGUGCAUGUGUACACAUGCGUGCCCUGAGCUGGAUUGACAUCCUUCCUUGUGCCAAGUGUCUGCCGUGUUAGGCUAUGGCUCACUGCUCCCCUGUAUUAGAAUUAGUGGUUACUGAAAGUGAAUGGAUAUCUGGUGGAAUUUAUUAAUGAUUUUGGGGUUGUAACUCUUGAUCACGUUUACAGGGAUGCAAAAUUAGACGUUAACCUACUGUAUUUCCUUUGCUGUGAUUUUAUCACGACUUGUAAUUUACUUGCAAGUUACUGAUUCAUGAAUCCCUUUCACUUUAUAGUGCAUUCUCUUAUGACACACACAACAAUGAGCAUAAAAAAGUCAAUUUCUCCCUCUUCUUUUCUGGAAACCCCUGCAUUGUCUGAAAUGAUUUUUUAAAUAUAUAUCAAGUUCUGAUACUCACCAGUAUGUGAUUGAAAUUUCAGUAAAAGACAAGUUUUCUUCUUACAAGAAUGAGGAUCCUGUAGUUUUUACUGUUUCCUUAGUGUUCAUCAGCUGGAAAUAACUAUUGGGAGAUUUUGUUUGAAAUGACCCUGAGUUGUGCUUUCAGUGCCAGAGCCAUUAUUUGAAAGUGGUGCAAUGAACAUAACUGCUGCUGAAAGGGGAUUUUGAGACCAAAUGUGAAACUCUUUGCUUAAAUCCCUACUGUAUCUCUUUCUCUCAGUGUGGUGGCUGUUCGCUUCUCCUGGAUCCUGCUGGUUUCUUGUCUUGUUGUCCAUUGUCGCUGUCUUUUGAUAAACACUAAAUGCAUCACUUUAUUUUGAUUCCGUGCAUCACUCAGCUGAUGUAAGAGAAUAUUCUUUUUCACUGGCUAAAAAGAAAACAAAAUGAAGAAAAAAUGGUGCUUGUUGCCUAGUGACAGCUGAGAGGUUUCUCUCCCAAGUGACAGAUGGCAUGUUUUUUUUUCUUAAUCACGUGCUAUUAAGUUUUCAGUCUAUUGCUGCGAUAGAGCUGAUCUUUGUUGUGCUGAACUCUGCUGUGUUCUGCUUUAUUUCUGUUAGUCAGUCCACACUGUUAAAUGGAGGGAUUGUGCUGCUGAAACAGUGGAAACUGACAAAGGAGCCUGUCUUCAGAUUCACCUGACAAAUGUGUCUGUGUAGAACAACUUAGGUCUUGUUUUUAUUACCAAUGUCCUCACAUAAGCUUUUAAAGGAAGUACAGAUAAUCAAAGUUUAAUAAUGUCAUGCUUAUUGACAGUAAAGAGGCAUUUUAUGGGAUUGUUUUUAACCGAAUUGAAAGAAUACAAUACCUACAGUACUACCAUAUGUAUAUGUCUUCAGGGUUAAUUUGCUGUAGUUUUCAAUGCACAUUAUUUAAAUGUAUAUAGAUAUCCUUCCAUACUCAUAACUUCCCACAGCAGGUGUUGCAGGUGGAAGCCUUGUUAGCAUUUUGUACAAGGAUGUCCAUUUGAUGAAAGCUUAUUCCUUGGUGGCUGACCAGGUCUUAUGGGAAAUAUUUCAGUAUUGUUAAAAGCUGCUGUAUUUUAAUAUUAUUUUGAUGUAUCUCAACACACUCUUCUGUAUUUGAUUUUAUAUUUGUCUUCUGAAAAUGUUUUGCACAUAGCCAGAUGUAUCCAAAAAUCACAAAAUCAGUACAACACUAUAUAGAAACUUAGUCAAACCUACAGCUUGUUGAUUUGCCAAAAAUAAUUUCAUUCUGUUCCCAGAAGAUGUAUUUACAAAAACAUAGAAUUGUCUAAUGUUAAUGAUAAUUGAUGCAACAUAUUCUAAACCCCCAAACCAUAUGCAUUAUUAAAAUAAAUUUGCUAAUAUUAUGUGCACAUUUAGUUGCCUAUUAAAAUGAUAUAUGCUUCCUUUUCCAUUCAGAACCAAUUACCUGAGGUUUGAUCCUUCUCAGUGAACAGAUUUCAGUGAGUUUUGUUGAUAGUGUGGAUCACAAACCAGUAUCUGUCAAUAUUUUUCCUGAUUUGCCUUUUUCUAUUUGUGACUAAAAUUGCUACACAUCAAGCUGGUCUUUCAUGUUCCGUCAGAUGUCACAGAGUCACUGGCUCCCUGUAUCAUAUUGUACAAUACAGCAUUUCAGAAGUGUAGUAUUCUGAGUGCCAUAUUCAGAACUGUAUAUAUUACUCUGAAAUGAAGCACAAUGGAUAUAAUGAAGUGUAAGGAUUCUGAGGCUGAUUGUUUCUUUAAAACAAACUUUAUAAUUAUUUGAAUGACAUUGUAGAUUUACAAUCUUCUAUUUAUUUUGUACCUGA
Molecule: messenger RNA, 8932 nt
Organism: Lepisosteus oculatus (spotted gar)
Lineage: Eukaryota; Metazoa; Chordata; Actinopteri; Semionotiformes; Lepisosteidae
Gene: cnnm2b
Product: cyclin and CBS domain divalent metal cation transport mediator 2b
Biological process (GO): intracellular manganese ion homeostasis; magnesium ion homeostasis; transport
Cellular component (GO): cytoplasm; plasma membrane
Molecular function (GO): magnesium ion transmembrane transporter activity
Source: RefSeq, a predicted model, not a curated record